AUGAGAGCAUCGUUGGACAUCAAUGUACUUCUGCUGCUCUUGUGUGGAGUUAACCUGGCGGACACGCUUGGGUACAAACCUGUCAUCAUUGUUCACGGCCUCUUUGACGGCCCUAAACAAUUCCUUAUGAUGAGUCGUUUGAUACAAGAGGUACGUUUCAAAAUGCAGAGAGCCCAAGCCUCUACAACACACGUUGAACCGUAAUUAUAUACUUAUUAAACAGAAAAGAAAACAACUAUGAUGUAAUUUGAGACUGAUUAGAUCAUUGAGAUGUAUGUGGGGGAAAAAAGAAAUUGAGCGUACUUUAAACAGUCUAUGAGUGAUAAAAUAUAGUUUUUGGGCCACCAAAAUGUUUUACACGUAGUAACUCAUAAAGAAGGCAAAAAAGUAUCCAUGGAAACAGUUUCACAUGAAGUGAGAAUGUUAUAAGAUCCUGUUUUAGUGCACCUGUGAUACAAAUGUAUAUCAUACAUAACAUUCUAUUCCUCUAAAAACCUGUGGCCAUUGUCCUGUUAAACAUUCUCCAGAGAGAAAAAAGCAGAUGUUCAAGUCAUCCAUCCAUCAUUUCCCCAAUACCAAGAGAAAACACAACGUUUUCAGCCUAUAAUAUUGGCCCAUCAUAUCAUUAUACUUAAGCAAUAAGGCCCGAGAGGGUGUGGUAUAUGGCCAAUAUACCAUGGCUAAGGGCUGUUCUUAUGAAUGACACAAUGUGGAGUGCCUGGAUACAGCCCUUUGCCAUGAUAUAUUGGCAAUAUACCACAAACACCCGAGGUGCCUUAUUGUUAUUAUAAACUGGUUACCAACAUAAUUGGAGCAAUACAAAUAGAUGUUUUUUCAUACCCGUGGUAUAUGGUCUGAUAUACCACGUAUUUUAGCCAAUCAGCAUUCAGGGCUCGAACCACCCAGUUUAUAAUGUAUAUUAUAAUAUGAUAAGAUAUAAAAACAAAGAGAGUCACACACUCCGUAUGUAUAACCUCCCAGUAAUUUAUUGGGUAAAGAAGGCGCAGUGAUGCUGAAACGUUGGUGUUUUUUUACCCAAUAAAUUACUGGGAGGUUCUACAUAUGGAGUGUGCGACUCUCUUUGUUUUUAUAGCUUACAGUUUAUUCCCUGUUAGUCAGCACUUCUACACUAAAUAUUUGUAUCUGGGUGUGCGCCAGCUCAUACUUUUUAUUAGAAUAAUAUGAUAGGAUAACAUGUUUCAGGUACAUAGUUUUUCUUGUAUUUUGCAAUAUAAGCUGAUGUAUUCUUUUGACAGGCCCAUCCAGGUACCAACGUGUCAGUGAUAGAUCUGUAUGAUAACAUGGCCAGCCUGAAGCCACUGUGGGUGCAGGUGCAGGGCUUCAAAAAGGCGCUCUAUCCAAUCAUGCAGGAGGCAGAGAACGGCGUCCAUCUUAUCUGCUUCUCACAAGGUCUUUCUAUCUCUGUUAUUUUGCAUUUUUGGAACAAUACAUAGAGAUAUAGCUCUGUCCGCUUAAUGUUGUCUUCCCCUGCUUCUCCUAGGUGGUCUGAUAUGUCGAGGACUUCUUUCUACACUUCCUGACCAUAAUGUCCAGUCCUUCAUCUCCCUCUCAUCACCACAGGCUGGCCAGUAUGGAGGUCAGUGAUGGUCACUUUCUUCUCGGAAGUCAUAUUUGAUCAGGCAAGGCCUGCGUAUAGGUCUUGUUUUUAUUAUUUUCCCCAAUAAAUUCGAACACAAUGAAGUUUUGCUUUUUGUCAUGCAACAAAGUUUCAUUUUUUCUAUCAAUAUCUCACAUUUCAAAUAAAAAGUGAAACUUUGCAAGCUGUGUGUAAACUCAGCUACACAUCUGAUGCCUGCUGGACUGUUCCUUUACACGGUACCCCAUCCUGUUUAUCUGUCUAGCCUCAGCCCAAACUUUCAUCGCCAUUACCAGUUGUUGUCUUAGCCCUCUCGAAUAACACCUAUGAUUGCGUUAUGCCUCUCUCCCAUGUCAAUAUGCCUAGCCUAUUGCUGUUUGGGUUAGUUCUUAUUGUACUAUUUCACUGUAGAGCCCCCAGUCCCGCUCAACCUGCCUCAGAUAGCUCCUUUGUCCCACCCCCCAUACACACGGAGACCGGCUCAAUCGGUACCUCCAGUGAUGUAAUCUCUUUCAUUGUUACCCAACGCUUAGGUGUACCUCCACUGUACUCAUAUCCUUCCAUAUCCUUGUCUGUACAUAAUGCCCUGAAUCUAUUCUACAACGCCCGGAAAUCUGCCCCUUUUAUUCUCUGUACCCAACGCACUAGAAGACCAGUUCUUAAAGCCUUUAGCCGUAUCCUUAUUAUAUUCCUCCUCUGUUCCUCUGUUACAUUACAUUUUACAUUUUAGUCAUUUAGCAGACGCUCUUAUCCAGAGCGACUUACAGUUAGUGCAUACAUUUCUUCUUCCUCUGGUGAUGUAAAGGUUAACCCAGGCCAUGUAGCCCCCAGUAUCACUCCUACUCCCCAGGCACUAUCAAUUGUUGACUUCUGUAACCGUAAAAGCCUUGGUUUCUUGCAUGUUAACAUCAGAAGCCUCCUCCCCAAGCUUGAGUUAUUCACUGCAUUAGCACACUCUGCCAACGCUGAUGUUCUAGCAGUGUCUGAAUCCUGGCUUAGGAAGACCACCAAAAAUUCAGAAAUGUCCAUCCCGAACUACAACAUUUUCCGUCUAGAUAGAACUGCCAAAGGGGGCGGAGUUGCAAUCUACUGUAGAGAUAUCCUUCAGAGCUCUAUCAUACUAUCCAGGUCUGUGCCCAAACAGUUUGAGCUUCUACUUAAAAAAAUCCACCUGUCCAGAAAUGUCUCUCACUGUUGCCGCUUGCUCCUCAGCCCCCAGUUGUGCCCUGGACACCAUAUGUGAAUUGCUUGCCCCCCAUCUAUCCUCAGAGUUCGUACUGCUUGGUGACCUAAACUGGGAUAUGCUUAACACUCCGGCCGUCCUACAAUCUAAACUAGAUGCCCUCAAUCACACACAAAUUAUCAAGGAACCUACCAGGUACAACCCUAAAUCCGUAAACAUGGGCACCCUCAUAGAUAUCAUCCUGACUAAUUUACCCUCUAAAUACACCUCUGCUGUCUUCAACCAGGAUCUCAGCGAUCACUGCCUCAUUGCCUGCGUCCGUAAUGGGUCUGCGGUCAAAUUACCACCCCUCAUCACUGUCAAACGCUCCCUAAAACACUUCAGCGAGUAGGCCUUUCUAAUUGACCUGGCCCGGGUAUCCUGGAUGGAUAUUGACCUCAUUCCGUCAGUAGAGGAUGCCUGGAUGAUCUUCAAAAGUGCUCUCCUCUCCAUCUUAAAUAAGCAUGCCCCAUUCAAAAAAGUCAGAAUUAAGAACAGAUAUAGCCCCUGGUUCACCCCAGACUUGACUGCCCUUGACCAGCACAAAAACAUCCUGUGGCGUACUGCAUUAGCAUCGAACAGCCCCUGCGAUAUGCAACUUUUCAGGGAAGUCAGGAACCAAUAUACACAAUCAGUUAGGAAAGCAAAGUCUAGCUUUUUCAAACAGAAAUUUGCAUCCUGUAGCACUAACUCCAAAAAGUUUUGGGACACUGUAAAGUCCAUGGAGAAUAAGAGUACCUCCUCCCAGCUGCCCACUGCACUGAGGCUAGGAAACACUGUCACCACCGAUAAAUCUAUGAUAAUCGAGAAUUUCAAUAAGCAUUUUGCUACGGCUGGCCAUGCUUUCCACCUGGCUACCCCUACCCCGGCCACCAGCUCUGCACCCUCCGCUGCAACUUGCCCAUGCCCCCCCCACUUCUCCUUCACCCAAAUUCAGAUAGCUGAUGUCCUGAAAGAGCUGCAAAAUCUGGACCCCUACAAAUCAGCUGGGCUAGACAAUCUGGACCCUUUCUUUCUAAAAUUAGCAGCCGAAAUGGUCACAACCCCUAUUACUAGCCUGUUCAACCUCUCUUUCGUAUCGUCUGAAAUCCCCAGAGAUUGGAAAGCUGCCACGGUCAUCCCCCUCUUCAAAGGGGGUGACACUCUAGAUCCAAACUGUUACGGACCUAUAUCCAUCCUGCCCUGCCUUCCGAAAGUAUUUGAAAGCCAAGUUAACAAACAGAUCACCAACCAUUUCAAAUCCCACCGUACCUUCUCCGCUAUGCAAUCUGGUUUCCGAGCUGGUCAUGGGUGCACCUCAGCCACGCUCAAGGUCCUAAAUGAUAUAAUAACCGCGAUCGAUAAAAGACAGUACUGUGCAGCCGUCUUCAUCGACCUGGCCAAGGCUUUUGACUCUGUCAAUCACCGCAUUCUUAUUGGCAGACUAAAUAGCCUUGGUUUCUCAAAUGACUGCCUCGCCAGGUUCACCAACUACUUCUCAGAUAGAGUUCAAUGUGUCAAAUCGGAGGGCCUGUUGUCUGGACCUCUGGCUGUCUCUAUGGGGGUGCCACAGGGUUCAAUUCUCGGGCCGACUCUAUUCUCUGUGUAUAUCAAUGGUGUCGCUCUUGCUGCUGGUGACUCUCAGAUCCACCUCUACGCAGACGACACCAUUUUGUAUACAUCUGGCCCUUCAUUGCACACUGUGUUAACAAACCUCCAAACGAGCUUCAAUGCCAUACAACACUCCUUCCAUGGCCUCCAACUGCUCUUAAACACUAGUAAAACUAAAUGCAUGCUCUUCAAUCGUACGCUGCUUGCAUCCGCCUGCCCGACUAGAAUCACUACUCUCGGCGGGUCUGACUUAGAAUAUGUGGACAACUACAAAUACCUAGGUGUCUGGUUAGACCGUAAACUCUCCUUCCAGACUCACAUUAAGCAUCUCCAAUCCAAAGUUAAAUCUAGAAUCGGCUUCCUAUUUCGCAACCAAGCCUCCUUCACUCAUGCUGCUAAACAUGCCCUCGUAAAACGUAAUACUAAAUUGUAAUUAUUUUACACUAUGGCCUAUUUAUUGCCUUACCUCCAUAACUUACUACAUUUGCACACACUGUAUAUAGUUUUUCUAUUGAGUUAUUGACUGUAUGCUUUGUUUAUUCCAUAUGUAACUCUGUGUUGUUGUUGUUUUUAUCGCACUGCUUUGCUUUAUCUUGGCCAGGUCGCAGUUGUAAAUGAGAACUUGUUCUCAACUGGCUUACCUGGUUAAAUAAAGGUUAAAUAAAAAAUUAAAUAUGUUCCACACACCACACACAUUUUACUAGCCUUUUCCUUGUGCUUCUUCCACAGACACAGAAAUUCUGAAAUGGGUUUUUCCUCACUAUCUAAAGGCCAGUCUUUUUCACGUGUGUUACUCUUUAGUAGGACAGAAAUGGUCCAUCUGCAACUUCUGGAAUGGUAAGAGAGAAUUGGGUUGUUAAAGGGGAACUUCAGUGUCAAACAAAUAGAGAACCAGAACAUUUGUUUGUAGAUGUGUGUCUGAGUACAGUAAAGAGGCUUAUGACUGUUCCUUUGUGCUUGCACCAAAAUGUUUUGUCCUACCAGACCCACACCAAAGAGAACGCUUCCUGAAGAGCAGCAAUUAUCUGGCCCUUCUGAAUGGAGAGAGACCACACAGUGAAAUGACAGGUACUGAAAUUCAUUCCUAUUGCAGAUAUCUCAGCAUCCAAAACUGAAAACCUAGAUUAGAUUAGUCAUCAUUGACUGAUAAGGGCCAGACAAAAUCUCCAGCAAAGUUCCUUACUUCUCCUUUCACACUGCGUUGUCUGCAUAAUGAACAAAACUAUACAUUUUGUAGCAAUAGGCCUAUUUAGUUUGGCUUCCAUUUAUUUCUCAAUAUACACUGCUCUAAAAAAUAAAGGGAACACUUAAACAACACAAUGUAACUCCAAGUCAAUCACACUUCUGUGAAAUCAAACUGUCCAUUUAGGAAGCAACACUGAUUGACAAUACAUUUCACAUGCUGUUGUGCAAAUGGAAUAGACAACAGGUGGAAAUUAUAGGCAAAUAGCAAGACACCCCCAAUAAAGAAGUGGUUCUGCAGGUGGUGACCACAGACCACUUCUCAGUUCCUAUGCUUCCUGGCUGAUGUUUUGGUCGCUUUUGAAUGCUGGCGGUGCUUUCACUCUAGUGGUAGCAUGAGACGGAGUCUACAACCCACACAAGUGGCUCAGGUAGUGCAGCUCAUCCAGGAUGGCACAUCAAUGCGAGCUGUGGCAAGAAGGUUUGCUGUGUCUGUCAGCGUAGUGUCCAGAGCAUGGAGGUGCUACCAGGAGACAGGCCAGUACAUCAGGAGAAGUGGAGGAGGCCGUAGGAGGGCAACAACCCAGCAGCAGGACUUUUACCUCCGCCUUUGUGCAAGGAGGAGCAGGAGGAGCACUGCCAGAGCCCUGCAAAAUGACCUCCAGCAGGCCACAAAUGUGCAUGUGUCUGCUCAAACGGUCAGAAACAGACUCCAUGAGGGUGGUAUGAGUGCCCGACGUCCACAGGUGGGGGUUGUGCUUACAGCCCAACACCGUGCAGGACGUUUGGCAUUUGCCAGAGAACACCAAGAUUGGCAAAUUCGCCACUGGCGCCCUGUGCUCUUCACAGAUGAAAGCAGGUUCACACUGAGCACAUGUGACAGACGUGACAGAGUCUGGAGACGCCGUGGAGAACGUUCUGCUGCCUGCAACAUCCUCCAGCAUGACCGGUUUGGCGGUGGGUCAGUCAUGGUGUGGGGUGGCAUUUCUUUUCGGGGGCCGUACAGCCCUCCAUGUGCUCGCCAGAGGUAGCCUGACUGCCAUUAGGUACCGAGAUGAGAUCCUCAGACCCCUUGUGAGACCAUAUGCUGGUGCGGUUGGCCCUGGGUUCCUCCUAAUGCAAGACAAUGCUAGACCUCAUGUGGCUGGAGUGUGUCAGCAGUUCCUGCAAGAGGAAGGCAUUGAUGCUGUGGACUGGCCCGCCCGUUCCCCAGACCUGAAUCCAAUUGAGCACAUCUGGGACAUCAUGUCUCGCUCCAUCCACCAACGCCACGUUGCACCACAGACUGUCCAGGAGUUGGUGGAUGCUUUAGUCCAGGUCUGGGAGGAGAUCCCUCAGGAGACCAUCUGCCACCUCAUCAGGAGCAUGCCCAGGCGUUGUAGGGAGGUCAUACAGGCACGUGGAGGCCACACACACUACUGAGCCUCAUUUUGACUUGUUUUAAGGACAUUACAUCAAAGUUGGAUCAGCCUGUAGUGUGGUUUUCCACUUUAAUCUUGAGGGUGACUCCAAAUCCAGACCACCAUGGGUUGAUACAUUUGAUUUCCAUUGAUAAUUUUUGUGUGAUUUUGUUGUCAGCACAUUCAACUAUGUAAAGAAAAAAGUAUUUAAUAAGAUUAUUUCAUUCAUUCAGAUCUAGGAUGUGUUGUUUAAGUAUUCCCUUUAUUUUUUUGAGCAGUGUAUAUUUGAUAAAACUGCAGAUUCAGUCUGGCCCUACUGACACUGUUGGCCUAAGUAGUUUUAAAUUCGAUAAAAUGUGGAGAGACAUAGUUACUCUCAAUCUCAGAACAAAUAAAUGUAUCUCUCUCUAAUCAUCAGAGUGGAGGAAGAACUUCCUGCGAAUCAACAAGCUGGUGUUGAUUGGAGGACCAGAUGAUGGAGUGAUUACACCAUGGGAGUCCAGGUAUCCAUGGUCACCAUCACCACCAUUAUUUUACACUAAAUUAAUUGCCCUGUUGUAUAUCCUGCAUUCUUACAAACACGUUGGUUUAAUCUCUGAGACGUGAGCUGGACACUAGUGACACUCUAUACCUAUUGGACUAACCAUGUCUGUUCUCUCCAAUCAGUCACUUUGGAUUUUAUGACAUUAACGAAACCAUUGUUGAGAUGAAGAACCAGGAAGUAAGUUACUUUAAUGGUACCAUCUACCAUCAUUGAUAAUGUUCCUAAUGUUCAUGUCAUAAUGUAAUGGGGUAACUAUGUGCUUCUCUGUCUCUCUCAUUUGAAUAGUGGUACGUUAGGGAUUCGUUUGGGCUGAAGACACUGCAUGCUCGUGGAGACCUGGCUGUGUAUGUGCUCUCAGGAGUGAAACACAGCUAUUGGCAUUCUAAUGAGACGGUGUUCAGAGGCUACAUAGAGGAGUGGCUGACAUGAACACGCGCCCACACACACAUUCACGCUGAAUAUCAUGUUCAUAGAAACAGCCAUAAAAGGUUAUGCAAGUUGUCUUUGAUUGACAUAUCAUAGUUGUAUGUCAUGCCUAUUUUAUAUUUUUAUACAGUAUUGUUUGUCUGUGAUUAUGAAACAGCGAAAUCAAGUGUUUUUUUGUAAAGUAAUAGGAAAUACACACGGAAUUUUCCUGAAUUUCACAUGAUGUGUUCUUGCACAAUGCUUUCACUCUACUCCUGGUGAAUCAGACUUGUUUCUCUCUUGGAAUAAAUCUGUGUGAUUGAUGAUAGUGUAUAAUCUUUAUAUUUGACUGAAUCUUCAAAAUGAUUACCAAACAUUGGACUACAAUCGCCCAAGCAUGCACAUUUCCCAGUUCCAUAGAUUACCAUAGAUUACAAUGAUCUGAGCAGAAAUGAAAAACAGUAGACUAAAUGUGUUCAGGGAUCAGUUGGGGGGGGCUAUAUUCUGGGAAUGAUUGCCAUCAGAAUCAGAAGUAACCUAUAAUGUUGCAUAAACUUAAAUACAUUUACAUUUUAGUCAUUUAGCAGACGCUCUUAUCCAGAGCGAUUUACAGGAGCAAUUAGGGUUAAGUGCCUUGCUCAAUGGCUCAUCGACAGAUGUGCUCGGGGAUUAGAACCAGCGAUCUUUCGGUUACUGGCACAACGCUCUUAACCACUAAACUACCUGCCGCCCAAUUACAUUCCAUUGUAGCUAUUAGUUGAGGGAGGAGCUCUGGCACUGUACAUUACCAAUGAAAAGUGUGUCUAUGAAAAUAAUCCAAUGGACUGCUGACAUACGGCCAUUUACUUCUCAGAACGGGUGUAAUCAUUAGUCCAAACAGAGAUUUUCUAUUUGACUAAUUCAGGUAGGUCCCUCCCCGUUUCGUUCCGUUUACGAAAUGUUUUGCAACAGAAUCGGCGUAAUGAAUACACCCCAGGUAUGACCAAUGACGUCAGCAAGGUAGCGCACACUCACAGCUCCUUUCCGGUGUAGGCUACUGCAGUGCGCUCGAGUUCCUGGUUGAUAUUGUAAGAAACUUUUUAAAGAAAUUGUGUUUCUCAUUUUUUAUUAUGUGGUCAUUGGUGAAGUCGUUAAUGUUUUUAGAAAAUGUUGAUGGGACUCGGUUAACUUCACCGAGGACGCCACCGGGAUUAAAAGUUUGUGUUCAAGAUUUACCAACUUUAUCGGGUUCAGAGCGCGAAACCAGAUUUAACUUCUAGAGACAGAUAAGCCACACUCAUCCAAACUCUUUAUGCAUGCAGAUGGUCUAAAAGUGGAGAUAAAGAAAACAAAUGUGUGAUUUUGGCAAACUCCAAAGGACGAAAUUAAUUUGGUAAAGUCACUGCUUAACUUGAUUCAGACAGUGAACACGUAGCCUAGAAUUUUCGUGGUUACGGACUCCGCGUUGUCGGAAUGGAACUUAUUUACACACCGCUGCUGCUUAAAAUAGGACUGCAUAGACAGGUCAAUGGUCUUGGUUAUAGGUUGUGUACCGCGGCCAACAGAAAGAAACGUAGUUUACACCAGCAGCUGUCGUCUUUCGAAAUUGUAGAGGAAUAGACCGCAGGCUAUUAUAAAGUUCAUAAUGAUAGGUACAAGCGAGCAGUGAGACGAAUGGCGGAGAGACCGUGAAAGUUUGCGAGACUUGUUUUUUGCUUUGACAGUUUGCGAAAUGUACUGUCAGCGUGGCUCAAGGUCGACGUGUAGGCGGCUGUUGGUUGCUACUGUAAACACUCUCAGAUGUGUGCAAAAAGAGCCAUCGCACUGACAAAAACAUCCGCACUAUAAUAUUAAAGCGUACUGACAGGCAAAGCAGUGAGAGCCGAUAAUAACUGAAUUAGGCUAAACAGCCAAGGAUAAUCUUUUUUGUAUUUUUUGUAUAAGUGGGCCAAAAGUGAAGCCAGCUUUUGAAAAUCCAGUUCUGACUUGGAAAAACUCAUUUGAAUGUCACUGCCAGCAAGUGCAAUUAUACAGAAUUGAAUUCUAAGAUUAGAUAUCCAACCAUUCUCAACAUCAUGAUCAAAAAGUCUAGAAUACAUUUAGUUAAGGCUGCAGCUUAGAAUCUUUUCUGCUUUAUUCCAACAGAAUAUUGAAGAACAUCGGGGGCGGGGGGAUUUUCUAGCCCUUCUGUCUACUAUGUCCUCCAGAGGCAAAGGCGAGGGGUGUCGGGUGUGUGGGGGUGACCUGCAGGGUAACCAACGGCGAUGGCUCUUUGGGGGUCAGAACAAAAAAGAUGGUCAGCCUCAGACCCCAUCAGACUCACUGGGCAGAGGAAGUCUCUCCAGGUCUUCUCAGAGCAGCCCCUGGGGUGAGUUGUGUGUGCACUUCUGUGCGUGUAUGCACGUGUGUGUGUUCUAAUGUUUUCCUUUCCCCCUUUGCAGGUAGCACCAUGUCCCUUGGCUCCACAACGUCUCUCCCGUCCCUGUCCUCACCCGCUAAAGCAAUGGAUCUUCUCUCUGUACUGACACACAUACUAGGCCAGUCCGUACCACGGGGCAGUGGGCGGGGGGAGUUCUUGUGUGGCAAAUGCGUUUCAGUUCUAGAGCGGGUUUUCAAGUUUGACUCUGUCAUUUCCAGAGUGAGGGUCUUAUCCUCUGAGAGGCUUCAGAAGUUGACCCAGGAGAGGGACAAGGUCAGGCAGUGGGUACGCAGCGCUUACCGCCAGCGACACCCUCAGGAUUUCAGGAUGAGGAGCAGCACUAGUGAGGAGGAUGGGGAUGGAAUGGGAGACAAAGAUGGCUACAUGGAAAUGUUGAAGGAGAACAUGGCCCUGUCAGAGUAUGAGUGCUGGUCUGAGAAAUGGGACGCAUGUCCAUACUUCAGCAGAACGGGGAAAAGAUGCUCAAAGGGGAAAAAUUGUGAGGGAUGUGAUUCUUUGAGGGUGUCCGACUCCGCUUAUGAGUCAGUUUGUGGGGUUCCUCGCCGCCUACCCUUCCAACCCUUUUCCCCCUUGGCCCUAUCACGGGACAAGUCGCAGAGCAUGCCCCUUCAUUGGUCGAGAGUGCCGUCGCUCAGCUCUAGCCCAGCGUCAUUGGCUGGAUCCACUCUCUCCUUACGAGGGUCCUCUCGCACUGAGUCCAUCCAAUCGCUGGACUCGUUGGGUUGCCGUGAUCCAUUAGAUUUUCCAGAUGAUUUGUCACUCCUGGUCCUCAGAGAGUUGAAAGGUAUUGAAGGAAAGCCUGUCAGUUCACCAUCAGGGAGUAAGAUUCCCGUUUUGGGAAAGAGGGAAGGGCGAUAUUUAGGAGAGGUAGGUGAGACAUCCUCCCCUGAGGUAACAAGGGUGCUGAAUUUUGGAGAGCGGGAGAAUGGAGGAGAGGAAGUGGAUGGAGAGACCAAUGAUGUUCUGACUGAAUUGAGGGAUGAGUUUAUUCCACUACACAGAGAGGUGAGAUUUCUCUUACAUUCAAUCAAAAUCCAGCAUACCAAAUAACGAUAGGGAGUGAUUAUGAGUAGGGUCAGGAGUUUUUCCUGACAACACUUUGGGUUUCCAUUGCCUAUAAAUCAGCCCUUUCCCUGGUCAGGAAAAUAUCUCUGCCCUAAAUGAGGAUUUUCUGACAGGUUGCCUUGCCUUGCCUGUGGAUCGCUCCGUCUAUCACUGAGUGUAAAUAUUUACUUAGUUGUCUGUAAUAUGUCAUCUAGGAUCUAAAAUGUCUGUAGCCAGUGCAAAGUUCCUACUUAUGAAUACAGGAAUAGGACUUCAACAGAAUUGAAUGUGACAACAAAAUGCCAUUUUCUUAUUUAUUUUCAGAGCACUACAGGUCGAGUGCACCUUGCAGUCAGGCAGUUGCGAGGACAGCUUGAUCAAGCUAUGGCACGCAUCAAGACCCUAGAAACUGAGCUUGAACACGGGACCAAAACCAAACCAGAUACUAAUGUCAAUGGACCAGAGGAUUGGCUUAAGGUAAGCAAUGAGUAGUUUAUUGAUUUGAUACUCCACAUGUUUCCCCCUUGUAUUUAGACACUUUAUUAAGCCACAAAUUAAGCCUAGUCAUGGACUAAAAAGCAUUCCCAAUGGAGAUUCUCCAAUUAAAUCGUAUUUUUGUUGUGUGCUCAAUUCUGCUCACCAAUUGAAACAGUUUUGUCAUUUUCAAUUGAGUUACUAUAAAUACUAUGGACUGGUUCCCCUGACAAAGCUGGACUAGGCUGGUCCAGGUUUAAAUUGGUGAGCAGAAUUGAAGUGUCAUGAUCAUUUGGUUGAGCACACAACUAAGGUUGACAGUCCCUGUCAUGGUAACUGACUGAUGACUUUUUCUACAAGAUCAACAGGUAUAGGCCUAGUCAGCCGGUGCACAGCAAUAUAAUGGCCUGAACAUAGUGUCCCUAACAUGCUUCCUCUGCAUGUACUUGCGCGCGCACACUCACACACGUCUACAGAAUCACAUGGAUAGCAAUGUCUUUAAGCCGUGCUUGUGUUGACUAAGCACAAAUAAAGCAUUAUGCAAGGAAUGAUGGGUGUGUUAGUUUGUUUGGUCUCUGGAUGAGGGAGUGUCCUCUUUCCUUAAUGCAGGUGCACUCAUGUAACCACACACACACCUCUCCCUGGAAUCUCCCCCAACUAGAGGAGUUUGCCCUGCAGCUCAGGAUUGCUUUUCAUAAAGAGAUCAUUAACAUGCUUCUCAGCUGCUGAGUGGCAUCUUUUAACCUUAUCUCCUUACGGUAGACUCAUGUUAUCCAACCCUGCACCUACCUAUGGUUAUAGCAUGUCUAGGCCUCACCCCCAGCUGUUAAGGCAUCUUACCUAAACUGAUUCUCAUUUCAUGAGGUUCACAUCUGUGAUUCAGGUCUGGCUUGAGUUCUAGUUGUUUUGAUAUUUUAGGAAGCCCUAUUAGCAAGUUCAGUCUGGGAAUGGGAGCUGUAAAUCCAUGAAGAACUUUUGACGAUUAAGAGCCCCACAGCCAGCUCUACACAAUCAAAUAUUUUAAUUUGCCUGGAAUCUGGCAUUAGCUCCACCCAAUCCUAGAAAAGUUCAAAUAAGUCAAUAGUUGCGAUUAAGUAUUUGUGUGCUCUGUGUGAGGUCUUACAGUAUAUCAAGCUUUUGUGGUGGGGAACUUUCACACUUGGCACUUACAGUAUAAGCCUAUAAACUGCCCUGCAUGUUCAAAGUUUAUUACAAGUAUACAAACUGAUUGCCUGCAUUCUUUGAAAGCAUAAACUGUAACAUAGUGGCAUAUCACCCACAAGACACUGGCUUCAAAAUGGAGAGGUCUGCUGCUCUAGCCUGGUCCCAGAUCAGUUUGUGCUGUCUUGGCAACGCCUAUGGUCAUUGUCAUGAGUUUGAAAGACAACACAAACCGAUGUAUGACCAGGCUAAGCUGCUCUUCUAUCGCUGCAGCAAUGCUAGUCCUGUGUUGACUUAAUUCCUUAAUCUAAGUGCUGUGUAUGGUGUGAUUAUGGCUUUUUCAGUUGCCACAGAAGGACGGGGGAAACUUCCUACUGCAGAGUUUGGGGCAUUCGCUGCACAGCAGAGACCGAGUUAUACAGGUGAGUGAUUCAUAGUGAUUCUAUGAGAGGAGACAGUGUAGUCAUGCUGAAAUCACAGGGAUCCACUACACUCAGAAAUGAGACACUGGCUGAACUAGUGGAAUGUUACCAUCAAAACAUGGACACACCACGCUCUUAAACUCCCAGAGUUAACUUAUGAUAUAGUGGUAUUAGCAGAUAGGAAUCCAUCACAAAAGCCAAACAAAACUGCUUUAUCUCUACUGAAGAUUGUAUGGGUGAGCAAACUUUCUCAGCUUAACAUACUGACAGUUAGACAAAUAGAUAUAUGAAAUUGGUUUAAUAUACAGUAUCAGUCAAAAGUUUGGACACACCUACUCAGUCCAGGGUUUUUCUUUAUUUUUUACUAUUUUCUACAUUGUAGAAUAAUAGUGAAGACAUCAAAACUAUGAAAUAACACAUAUGGAAUCAUGUAGUAACCAAGAAAGUGUUAAACAAAUCAAAAUAUAUUUUAUAUUUGAGAUUCUUCAAAUAGCCACCCUUUGCCUUGACAGCUUUGAACACUUUUUGCAUUCUCUCAACCAGCUUCAUGAGGUAGUCACCUGGAAUGCAUUUAAAUUAACAGGUGUGCCUUCUUAAAAGUUAAUUUGUGGAAUUUCUUUCCUUCCUAAUGCGUUUGAGCCAAUCACUUGUGUUGUGAUUAGGUAGGGGGGGUAUACAGAAGAUAGCCCUAUUUGGUAAAAGACCAAGUCAUAUUAUGGCAAGAAAAGCUCAAAUAAGCAAAGAGAAACGACAGUCCAUCAUUACCUUAAGACAUGAAGGUCAGUCAGUAUGGAACAUUUCAAGAACUUUGAACGUUUCUUCAAGAGCAGUCGCAAAAAACAUCAAGCGCUAUGAUGACACUGGCUCUCAUGAGGACCGCCACAGGAAUGGAAGACCCAGAGUUACCUCUGCUGCAGAGGAUACAUUUAUUAGAGUUACCAGCCUCAGAAAUUGCAGCCCAAAUAAAUGCUUCAGAGUUCAAGUAACAGACACAUCUCAACAUCAACUGUUCAGAGGGGACUGUGUGAAUCAGGCCUUCAUGGUCAAAUUGCUGCAAAGAAACCACUACUAAAGGACACCAAUAAGAAGAAGAAACCUGCUUGGGCCAAGAAACACGAGCAAUGGACAUCAGACCGGUGGAAAUGUGUCCUUUGGUCUGGAGUCCAAAUUUGAGAUUUUUAGUCCAACCGCUGUGUCUUUGUGAGACGCGGUGUGGGUGAACGGAUGAUCUCCGCAUGUGUAGUUCCCACCAUAAAGCAUGGAGGAGGAGGUGUUAUGGUGUGGGGGUACUUUGCUGGUGACACUGUCUGUGAUUUAUUUAGAAUUCAAGGCUCACUUAACCAGCAUGGCUUCCACAGCAUUAUACAGCGAUACGCCAUCCCAUCUGGUUUGGGCUUAGUGGGACUAUCAUUUGUUUUUCAACAGGAUAAUGCCCCAACACACCUCCAGGCUGUGUAAGGGCUAUUUUACCAAGAAGGAGAGUGGAGUGCUUCAUCAGAUGACCUGGCCUCCACAAUCACUUUUUUGUUUACUACAUGAUUCCAUAUGUGUUUUUCAUAGUUUAGAUGUCUUCACUAUUAUUCUACAAUGUAAAAAAUAAAGAAAAACCCAUGAAUGAGUAGGUGUGUCCAAACUUUAGACUGGUAGUGUAUAUGUAUGUUUUUAUAGUCACAUUUAUUGGUCGCGUACACAGUUUAGCAGAUGGUUAUAGUGGAUGCAGCGAAAUGCUUACGUUACUAGCUCCUAACAGUGCAGUAAAAAUGUCAAACAGGUACACAAAUAAUCCAUUUAAAAACAAGAAAAUCAAGAAAUGUUGGUUAUAAAUCCAAGUAUCAACACACAUAGCACUGUAACAGCAAUCCAACAGUGAGUGUUUGGGGCAAACCCUGUUUUCUUAACGAUCAUUGUCUCAAUAUUUAUCAUUAAGACAUUGUUUUAAAUGCAGUUUUUCUAUUCUGGUGUAAUUUUUUCAUACAUCAAGUCCUUUUCUGAAGCCAUGUGUUUUUGUGUUAUUCCAUGAUCAGACAUGAAUUUCCUGUCUCCCUGUCUGCCUCAGGAGUGCAUGGGUCUGAUCAGGAAGAUGUGUGUGGAGGUGGGGACAGGGACAGACGUGGCUGACAGACUGACACAGGCACUCACUGACAAUCUGAAACAAACGCUCUCCGACAAUAAGGUGAGGGCUAAGAUUGAUCCCAUUUGAUUAUGAUUUGAAUAAGCUAUUGGUUUACACAAAAAAAACUUGUGCAGACUGUCAAGGCAUGGACAAUAAAACGUGUGAAUUUGUCCUUUUUUUACUAUGACAUUACUAUUUUGAUAUAAACAUUUCUGUUCAAUGUUAUUUUGCUGAUGUCUUAUGUUCUACUUCUUCUUUAGCAAGCCCUGGAGACUCUGCGCUCUGAGAUGAGUGAGAAGAAGAGGAUGGAGAGUGAGCUGGAGGCACUGAAGAAGGCUGGGAGAGACCGGGAGAGAGACCUCUACACACUCAACACUGUGCUCCAAUGUAACCAGGACAUCAUCAAUGUGAGUCUGAAGUUGAACACACAUGUGAUUGCUGUGCUACCAGUGUAUUGCAGUUCCUGUAGAACAAGUACACACACACACACCCUCAUACUCUUUCACUUAGAUGUAUUCACUCACAUUCAUUUAACAAAUGUAACAUUGUACUGCAUACCCUAUAUAAAGUCACUCAGUCAAAGGUGUUACAAGUUUCACACAUAAGAGCCCUGUUUUCCUUCUAAAACCCAGGAGCUGAGAGUGGAGCUGGUUGAGAAGGAGCGAGUGCAGCGGGAGGUGCAGAAGGAGAGGGAAGUGUGGCGACAGCGGGACCAGGCCCUCACAGCAUUGCUAGAGGAGAAAGAGUCACUUCUCCUCUGCCUGAAGGAGGCGCUAGAGAGCUCUCAGAAAGACAUGCAGGUGAGAGCAUUACCUAAACAUACAGUAUCUCCAUAGGUUGAAUUAAAUUAGGAGUGCUGUGGGAGUGCUGUAGGAUUUAGAUCAGGACUCUUACUCUGAGACUCUUUGUGAAUACAGACCCAGAUGUCUUGAAAGAUAGUGUUUUGAGUAAUUUGAAUAUCUAUUAGUUUGACCAUUCCUGAUCUAAACAGAAUUGGGUACAGGUAUGUCCCUUUUUCCAGUGUGCCCACAAUUGUUUGUGUCAGGUUCAGUAACCAGUGCUGCAUGCACUGACCUCUGUUCUUCAAGUUAAAGGUGCCUACAUGUCGAUUGUCUCACCCAUGUGGAAGCUAGGUCAAUUGCAACAAUACUUAGGCUGAAUAUAAACAACUCUUUCCCACUCCCAUGCAUUCCGUUUCCCUGCAAUACGGUGGAGAGGUUAGUGCUGUUCGACAUCCUAAGGAUCCCGGAUAGCAUAGACCAUGGUGGAGACUAUUUUACUUUCAGUUUCGUCCACCAACUUCAAACAGCUGUAGAUAUUUCACUGCGAUUUAGAUCGUACAAAGAUUCUCUACGCUAUUCAGUGCAUGUUUUCUCACAUAAACUGAAAUAGUUCGAAGAGUGUAGAAUUUUAGCAACCAGGAAAUGACAGAACGAUUUCUACAUUGGCCGCUUGCCCCAGUCUGCCAUUAUUCCUUGUACUCGGGGAGGAGAUGACCAUGCCUUUUAGUGAUGCCGAUGUAAGGGGGGGGAGGGGGACCAAAAUCCAUAUCACGAUUUUAAAAAAAAGCUAUAUAAACUCAGCAAAAAAAGAAACGUCCCUUUUUCAGGACCAUGUCUUUCAAAGAUAAUUAGUAAAAAUCCAAAUUGUAAAGGGUUUAAACACUGUUUUCCAUGCUUGUUCAAUGAACCAUAAACAAUUAAUGAACAUGCCCCUGUGGACGGUCGUUAAGACACUAACAGCUUACAGACGGUAGGCAAUUAGGUUCACAGUUAUGAAAACUUAGGACACUAAAGAGGCCUUUCUACUGACUCUGAAAAACACCAAAAGAAAGAUGCCCAGGGUCCCUGCUCAUCUGCGUGAACGUGCCUUAGGCAUGCUGCAAGGAGGCCUGAAGACUGCAGAUGUGGCCAGGGCAAUAAAUUGCAAUGUCUGUACUGUGGGACGCCUAAGACAGCGCUACAGGGAGACAGGACGGACAGCUGAUCGUCCUCGCAGUGGCAGACCACGUGUAACAACACCUGCACAGGAUCGGUACAUCCGAACAUCACACCUGCGGGACAGGUACAGGAUGGCAAGAACAACUGCCCGAUUUACACCAGGAACGCACAAUCCCUCCAUCAGUGCUCAGACUGUCCGCAAUAGGCUGAGAGAGGCUGGACUGAGGGCUUGUAGGCCUGUUGUAAGGCAGGUCCUCACCAGACAUCACAGGCAACAAUGUCGCCUAUGGGCACAAACCCACAGUCGCUGGACCAGACAGGACUGGCAAAAAGUGCUCUUCACUGACGAGUCGCGGUUUUGUCUCACCAGGGGUGAUGGUCGGAUUCGCAUUUAUCGUCGAAGGAAUGAGCGUUACACCGAGGCCUGUACUCUGGAGCGGGAUCGAUUUGGAGGUGGAGGGUCCGUCAUGGUCUGGGGCAGUGUGUCACAGCAUCAUCGGACUGAGCUUGUUGUCAUUGCAGGCAAUCUCAACGCUGUGCGUUACAGGGAAGAAAUCCUCCUCCCUCAUGUGGUACCCAUCCUGCAGGCUCAUCCUGACAUGACCCUCCAGCAUGACAAUGCCACCAGCCAUACUGCUCGUUCUGUGCGUGAUUUCCUGCAAAACAGGAAUGUCAGUGUUCUGCCAUGGCCAGCGAAGAGCCCGGAUCUCAAUCCCAUUGAGCACGUCUGGGACCUGUUGGAUCGGAGGGUGACUGCUAGGGCCAUUCCCCACAGAAAUGUCCGGGAACUUGCAGAUGCCUUGGUGGAAGAGUGGGGUAACAUCUCACAGCAAGAACUGGCAAAUCUGGUGCAGUACAUGAUGUGGAGGUGCACUACAGUACUUAAUGCAGCUGUGGCCACACCAGCUACUUACUGUUGCUUUUGAUUUUGACCCCCCCCUUUGUUCAGGGACACAUUAUUCAAUUUAUGUUAGUCACAUGUCUGUGGAACGUGUUCAGUUUAUGUCUCAGUUGUUGAAUCUUAUGUUCAUACAAAUAUUUACACAUGUUAAGUUUGCUGAAAAUAAAUGCAGUUGACAGUGAGAGGACGUUUCUUUUUUUGCUGAGUUGAUGUGAUAACGAUAAAUCGGCUAUAAAUACUUUUUUGGGUAGGUGCUAGAGCUGGGCGAUUAUGGGCAAAAAGUCACAUUGUGAUGAAUAUAACUAAUUUGCUUGAUAACAAUAAAUAGAUUACAAUGCAAUGUUCCCUCUAAGUUGCGCGCGUGUGCAGCCGCGCACCUCCUCCAGGACUGCCGCGCAGAAGAAAUACCAUGCCGCGCAGAGACGCAAGAGAUUGAACUUCACAGAGUUCACCCAAUUAGUUUACACUAUAUGGAUCAAUGUUUUUUCUGUGAUCGAAUCAACAUUAUUUCAGCCCCUUUUCAAUACAACAAACAAAAACAAAUCUAAUUUUGCAAGAUUGACUCUGUGAUUUUGUUGUAGGCAGAGCCAGAGCGCAAUGGAGUAGAAUUCUAUUGGCGGGUGUAGCCCACCAGCGGUCUUGAGCUUUUCAGUUCAGAUCAGACCGCAGAGCUGUGCGUCUGCACAUUUGUUGAUAUUCUUUGCUAGUUAGCAAGUUAUUAGCCCAGUUAUAGAUAAGUAUAGGUCAGCAAUGGGGAGUUACUGCUUCCUACAAGAGCACAAAACGUGUAGGUUACAUUUUAAGCUGUCUUGGUAAAAAGCUAAUAUCUUAAAGGGACAGUGUAGUAUUUUGAGACAGGCUUGAAUAUGCAAAUAAGCCAAUAGAGGGGUAGCCUACAUUGUCUAAUUCUCUGUAUGGUAAUAGUAAUUCAUUGUAUUUUGUAAAGUGGUUUAUUGCAUCAUACAACACAAUAAAAUGCAAUUUACAGUCACAUGUUUGGUCCAUGUUACAGACCAAGUAAAAAAUUGUGAAUUAAUGUCAAGCAUUUCAUAAUGUAAAAACGUGUUUAAAGUCUCAUGCAAUGUAGGCCUGCAUUGAACACAACAUAUAGGCUACUGUAGGCUAUAUCAUGGAAAUCAUAAGCUAUUUCCAUGUGAAAAUGUUAUGGGAUUUGCGCCGUUUUGUUGGUAGGCCUACAUUAUGCUCAAAUAGCCACAAUAGCCUAUUGGCUACUGUCAAACUGUAAGGGUACAGCCUCAGUGUUCACUGCGCCGGAAGUUGCAGAAAAUUCUCACAACAUUCAAGUUUCCGCUCACAAGACCAAAAAUGUCCUCAAUGCCCCCAAAAAUUAGAGGGAACAUUGCUACAACAAUAAAACAUUGUUUUAAUGGACAGUUACUUUACAUUAGAGGCAGGGCUCAAGACACAUUUUUACAGUGCCAUGUAAGUCAACUGAGAUGGUAGCCUAAUAUUUUAAAAAGGAAGCUAUUUCUCUAACAUAUCCAGGGAAUGCAUGAUUAAUAUUUUUAUGUGCAACCUGUCAAAAUAGGAUCCAGAAUGAUCAGAUGUAUUUUUGGCUCUGUGCAUAUAGAUAAAAUAUUCCAGAAAUGUUCUCUAUUUCAGCUCAUGAAACAUGGGACCAACACUUUUACAUAUUGCGUUUAUAUUUUUCUUCAUUGUACAACAAGAUCUCACGGUUUUACCAAUUUGACAACAGAUUCUGAUGUUUAUCCACAUUUCUCCAAAUGUCAAAUUUCAAAGUUGCUCCAAACGUCAAAUUUCUUUAUCAUUCCAUUUCUCCUUGCACACAGCAGGGGGAGGGAGGGAGUGAGAGUGGCUCACUCACACAGCAGGGGGAGGGAGGGAGUGAGAGUGGCUCACUCUCACAGCAGCCGACAGCACAACAGGCAGAUACUUUAAAAAGCAGGAAUCAACAUAAUGCAUAGGCUAUUACUGUUGACCAAAUAAUCGCUUUACAACAACCUAGAGGAAUGUUGUAUAGCAAAAUCAUAGAAUAUUAACGACGUACGCAAAAUGCUUCGGUAGGAGGAAGGCAAUGUCGGUGUCGGUCAUUUUCGCUUUAUCGUCCCAGCUCUACAGUUUUCCCAUCUUGACUACAGAAACCGGUCUGGCUUUUGUUUGCAUUUUAGAAUGGGAUUUUGUAUUGGGCCAAAAUAUUUUGGGGGUGAAAGAAUAUGGUGAAACACUAUCAUUCCACUAUUACUGCAGAAAUAUUAUGGACGUUUCUGAAAUUACAAUGCAAAAAUUCUACAUGUAGCUCUUUUGACUUCACUGGCUUCAGGGAGACUUUCCUCCUCAUAACUUGUUUUCUUUCCCCCAGGCACUGUCGGACUCUGUGAUUAGCCAGGGGGUGUCAGGAGGCGGUGCUGAGGGAGCUCUGGCCUCUCAGCUGAAGGAGAAGGAGAGCCUGGUGAGAGCCUGGCUACAGGACAGAGAGGAGCACAGCGCCACCAUGUGCCGGGAGGUCUCCAAGCUCACCGCCGCCCUGCAGGACUAUCAGGGCAUGGUGCAGGUGAGCGCAAGUGAGGAUGGGAAAGUGGAUGCUUUCACCAAUCCCUGUCUUUCAUAUCAGUGAAGAAGAAGACAGUAAGACUGUUAAGAUACUCCUUUAUACUGAGAUGUGCCGUGAUUACAUACGGUCAGUCUUCCAUUGUCUUUUACACAUUUCAGGUCAUCUUCAGUUACCAAUUCCGUGAAUUACCAAGCCUAUAAUAUGGUUUGGUAAUUAGAACCCAUGCCUUUCAUCUCUUCUAAUCUUUCCCCCUGCCUUCUCAAGGAGCAACAGCAGAAUCAUAGUCAGACGGUGUCUUCACUGUCAGAGCAACUCAACGACACACGCAACGACCUGAGGGAGAGGGGGAAGGAGAACAUGGAGGCACAGCGAGCCUGGCGGAGCGAAAAGGAGGAAAAAGAGAGGGAGGAGAGGAAAUUGAGGAAGAGCCUGGAGAAGAGAGACCAACUCAUUGAGGUAUGUCCGUACAUGAGCGAGUGUUUGAACUCGUUACCUGUAUAAAAGAUACCUGUCCACACACUCAAUCAAACAGACUCCAACCUCUCCACAAUGGCCAAGACCAGAGAGCUAUGUAAGGAUAUCAGGGAUAAAAUUGUAGACCUGCACAAGGCUGGGAUGGGCAACAGGACAAUAGGCAAGCAGCUUGGUGAGAAGGCAACAACUGUUGGCGCAAUUAUUAGAAAAUGGAAAAAGUUCAAGAUGACGGUCAAUCAUCCUCGGUCUGGGGCUCCAUGCAAGAUCUCACCUCGUGGGGCAUCAAUGAUCAUGAGGAAGGUGAGGGAUCAGCCCAGAACUACACGGCAGUACCUGGUCAAUGACCUGAAGAGAGCUGGGACCACAGUCUCAAAGAAAACCAUUAGUAACACACUACGCCGUCAUGGAUUAAAAUCCUGCAGCGCACGCAAGGUCCCCCUGCUCAAGCCAGCGCAAGUCCAGACCCGUCUGAAGUUUGCCAAUGACCAUCUGGAUGAUCCAGAGGAGGAAUGGGAGAAGGUCAUGUGGUCUGAUGAGACAAAGAAAUAGCUUUUUGGUCUAAACUCCACUCGCCGUGUUUGGAGGAAGAAGAAGGAUGAGUACAACCCCAAGAACACCAUCCCAACUGUGAAGCAUGGAGAUGGAAACAUCAUUCUUUGGGGAUGCUUUUCUGCAAAGGGGACAGGACGACUACACCGUGUUGAGGGGAGGAUGGAUGGGGCCAUGUAUUGCGAGAUCUUGGCCAACAACCUCCUUCCCUCAGUAAGAGCAUUGAAGAUGGGUCGUGGCUGGGUCUUCCAGCAUGACAACGAUCCGAAACACACAGCCAGGGCAACUAAGGAGUGGCUCCGUAAGAAGCAUCUCAAGGUCCUGGAGUGGCCUAGCCAGUCUCCAGACCUGAACCCAAUAGAAAAUCUUUGGAGGGAGCUGAAAGUCUGUAUUGCCCAGCGACAGCCCCGAAACCUGAAGGAUCUGGAGAAGGUCUGUAUGGAGGAGUGGGCCAAAAUGAUGUCCAUACAUGACCUUUAGAAAAACACUAAAGAUCGGACCAAAUUAACUCUGAAUAUUUUGAUUUGUGAACAUUUUUUAUUUAGCAAGUUCUCCUGGAUUCCGAGGAACGGGAUCAUCUACUCAAAGAACUUCAACAGAACCUGCUGAACAAAUUUGAACCCAUGACUGCUGUCAAACACACACUAUGAAAGAGACAAACAAGAUAGUGAGAGAGCAAAAAACGUAGAACCAUGAAGGUACAAUGCACAUUUAUAUAGAUGAGCUGCAUGAACCAGCACUUUCUUGCACCACAGGUAGUUUACUUCUAAUUACAAUUAUAUGUAGGCCUAUUAAAAAGGUUGUGUUGAUGCGCAUUUGUUGCAUCAAAACUCCUGACUGGAUAUUUGUCAAUAAUGAUAAUGUUUUUGCUCCAUUUUGGCAUCCUUCAUAUUUGUAUAUUAAUAUUUCAAUCAUGUUAAAAUGACUGAUUUAAUUGAUUAAGUAUGCUAGUAGUUAAUCCAUGUCUAACAUGAAUUUAGAAUUUGCUUAAAUGGUACUCUGUCAAUGAAAUGUAUCAAUACAGACAGUUCAAUCAAAAAAUGUAAUUGACUGAGAGUACCAUUUAUGCAAAUUCAA
This is a messenger RNA of Coregonus sp. 'balchen', 23047 nucleotides long. The record is from the annotation of a GenBank genome assembly. NCBI's taxonomy places the organism in Eukaryota, Metazoa, Chordata, Actinopteri, Salmoniformes, Salmonidae.